This is a messenger RNA of Dermatophagoides pteronyssinus (European house dust mite), 624 nucleotides long. RefSeq names its product extracellular serine/threonine protein kinase four-jointed-like. The record is from RefSeq and is a predicted model, not a curated record. Lineage: Eukaryota; Metazoa; Arthropoda; Arachnida; Sarcoptiformes; Pyroglyphidae.
UCAUCCAGAUUGAUUGAAGAUCAAAUUUAUUGGUCAUCAAAUAUUGAUCGAUCAAUCGAUUCGAAUAAUGAUUUUGAUAAUGAUAUUAUCAAUUGGAUUGACAGUAUAUCCAAAUCGAAAUUUAUUCGAUUCAAAUCCGGUUGUGGUCGUAUGCAAAAUCGUUUGUUAAUCACUGAUCGAGGUGAUAAAAUCUGUGCACGUUAUCGUCAUAAUAAUGAACAAAUUUUCGGUGAAUAUUAUUCAUUUUUAUUGGCACGUAUUCUGAAGAUUUCAAAUGUUUUACCAACAACAUUGAUUACAUAUAAUGUAAAUGAUCGUUGGAAAUCUAUUGCCAAUCUAUUAACAAAUAAUCAAACCAAAUGGAAAACGAAUAAAACAAUUGUAUUGACAAAAUAUAUGGAAAAUUUGAAACCAACUUUAAUUCCUCGACAAUUUCGUUCGCAAACAAAACGUUUAUAUCCAAUUUAUGAUGAUUUAAAUCAAAAUCAAACAAUAAUUUCCGAACUAAUACAAUGGUCUGAUUUGAUUAUAUUUGAUUAUUUGACUGGUAAUACUGAUCGUAUGAUUAAUAAUAUGAUUAAUGAAAAUUGGAAUCCACAAAUGAUGGAAAAUCCUGUACAUAAU